AUGGCCGUAACGGGAGAGGACUGUGAGGUCGAGCAGGCUCUGGUCAUCGUGCUGGCCGUCAUGAUGGCUCUGGUGGUCUUCUCGCUGGGCUGCUCGGUGGAGGUGGUGAAGGUGUGGAUGCACGUGCAGCGCCCGUGGGCCAUCCUGCUGGGGCUGCUGUGCCAGUUUGGGUUCAUGCCCCUCAUUGCCUACUUGCUGGCACUGGGCUUCUCCGUCACGCCGGUGCAGGCCAUCGCCAUCAUCAUUGUGGGCUCCUGCCCCGGAGGAAGCACCUCCAACUUCAUCACCUACUGGCUGGAUGGAGACAUGGACCUAAGCAUCACCAUGACGAGUAUCUCCACUGUGCUGGGUCUGGGUACCAUGCCUCUGUGUCUCUAUAUCUACUCCUACUUGUGGAUGCAGACGGGAGGUGUGCAGAUCCCGUACCUCAACAUUGGAAUCACGUCCAUCACGCUGAUUGUUCCUGUGCUGUUCGGAGUGCUGGUCAACUACAAGUGGCCAAAAGUAGCAGAAAUCAUUUUGAGGGUGACAAAAUUACAUUUGAGAGUAAAAGACUGUUCACUCGCUUUCUGUGUGUUUAUUUCUGAGCUGUCCAAACAGUGCAGAUCCAUCGCCGUGGAGACGGGUUUCCAGAACAUGCCGCUGUGCGCGGUGUUACUGCUUCAGUUCCUCAGGUCGUCUGACAUGGUCACUUUGCCUAUCCUGUACUUCUGCUUCCAGCUUCUCAGUGCCCUCCUGCUGGUCAUUGGUGUGUACUGCAUCCAAAUCCACAGCACUCACUCACUCUAA
Messenger RNA from Pygocentrus nattereri (red-bellied piranha), 789 nucleotides. Its product is annotated as solute carrier family 10 member 6-like. Gene Ontology annotation, molecular function: bile acid:sodium symporter activity. The coding region runs from base 1 to 789 and encodes 262 amino acids. The transcript has 4 exons. The record is from RefSeq and is a predicted model, not a curated record. Gene Ontology annotation, cellular component: membrane. Gene Ontology annotation, biological process: bile acid and bile salt transport. Lineage: Eukaryota; Metazoa; Chordata; Actinopteri; Characiformes; Serrasalmidae.